UCAGUCGGGACAUUUUGGACCAAACACAGCACCAUGACCAGAAAACUUCAAAAUCCCAUUCUGGAUGAUGCCAAGAGCAGAAAAAGGAUUCUGAAACCAGUCGUGGAAAAGAAGAGAAGGGAUCGAAUAAAUCAAAGUCUUGCUGAACUGAGAAGUUUGCUGUUGAAGCACACAUCGGAUCCACGACUGCAGAAUCCCAAAAUAGAGAAAGCAGAGAUUCUGGACCUGGCUGUGGAAUACCUUCAGAAGUGGACCAAAGGAAAGAAACUGAGCAGUGACCCUACUAAUAGUCAGAUGAGGACUCAUGCUCCCGAGGUAAGCCUUCAUCAUCCAGAGUCUAGUUCCCCUCCUCUCUUCACCGUUCAGAGUGCAGGUUUUCAGCAGUGUAUGGCCCAGCUGACCAGCUACAUGCACAAAAUAACCCAAGCACAGAGGACUAGCCUGAUUGAGGGACUGAAACAUCACACAGAGACCCCGCAGCCAAAACCAGACUUCAACCAGAAAAUGACUGAAACUGGGAUGCCAGAUGCAGAAUCUGUGGACGCUGUCUGCACGUCAGAGAGAAAAGACGAGUCUCCCAAGUCGCUGUUUCCAUCCCAUUCCCCAUUUCAGCCCCACUCUUGCUCCACACCUUGCCACGACUAUCUCUCCCCUCCCACCUCUCCCUGGUUCUCUCCUUCUUUCUCCACAUAUGCCACCUCUCCUCCUUUCCCGUCAUUAGCCUCUCACUUCUCCUUCCCCCCCAGCCUGUCACCUCCAUCUUCCGGCACCUCCUUCUAUAGUUUCUCGCCCACAGUCCCUCACACUGGCCCUCCCGGCCUCCACUUCCCCCCACUUACUGCUCUGAGAUCCUCUCCACACCCUGCGCCGAGGGAGGGCUCACUACCAAACUCUUCUUCAUCCAUGUGGAGACCCUGGUUUUGA
Messenger RNA from Xiphias gladius (swordfish), 924 nucleotides. It is a transcript of the gene her11, whose product is annotated as hairy-related 11. Gene Ontology annotation, molecular function: RNA polymerase II cis-regulatory region sequence-specific DNA binding; DNA-binding transcription factor activity, RNA polymerase II-specific; protein dimerization activity. The transcript is spliced from 4 exons. The record is from RefSeq and is a predicted model, not a curated record. Gene Ontology annotation, cellular component: nucleus. Gene Ontology annotation, biological process: anterior/posterior pattern specification; regulation of transcription by RNA polymerase II; regulation of neurogenesis. NCBI's taxonomy places the organism in Eukaryota, Metazoa, Chordata, Actinopteri, Istiophoriformes, Xiphiidae. Bases 34 to 924 code for a protein of 296 amino acids.